This is a messenger RNA of Ilex paraguariensis (yerba mate), 300 nucleotides long. Lineage: Eukaryota; Viridiplantae; Streptophyta; Magnoliopsida; Aquifoliales; Aquifoliaceae. The record is from the annotation of a GenBank genome assembly.
AUGGGGCUGCAAAAUAUUGGAAAAGAUAGAGAGAAGGUUUGGGCACAAGUUGUAUGGACUCCCCCAAAGAAUGGCUGGGUUAAAUUGAAUACAAAUGACUCAUUUUGGAAACAUACGGGUCACGCCGGGGCUGGUGGUCUCAUUAAAGAUGUUACGGAUGGCUUGGGAGUUGAGUUUAAGCAUAUUGAGCUGGAGGUUGACUCCAAAACGAUUCAACAUGUUUAUCAGGAAGCAAAUGCUUGUGCAGACUGGUUAGCCAAUUUGGCUCAUCAGUUGGCUUUGGGGAACACUGUUUUCUAG